AUGGCGAAUAAUGACCCAUUAUCAGAUGGCAGUUCUCGGCCAGCGGCUGUCGAUUUCAUCGACAAUCGGCUGCCAAAGUACCACCCGGCUUUUAUAAACUCGUCAUGUCAUUAUGAUGCAGAAGAUGGGAAAUAUAUUCCGAACACUCAAGACACUUCAUCCACCGAAAAAAGCAGCGCAGUAUCUUUGAGUGACUCCUCUACUAAAUUGGAACCCCGUAUUCCGUCUCCAAGACCAAAUUGGACAAAUAUCGAGGCCUUGAAGUCGUGGAAUAAUCUCUUCCCCGCCGCUCUAAGUAGGCUUAUCUCAACGUCGCAAGAGCCUAGUGGGCGUUCAAAAACAGAGCAUAGCAUUCGGCAAGGUAAAAAUGAUUGGAACGCUGUCUAUAAUACACUUGAAAAUGCAAGAGCCAAAUAUGAACAAUCGAACAAGAUGGCAGGACUGUUGCGCAAGACUGGUGAGAACAUAGCUCCCGUUGCGCAGGCCCUAAAAAUCGCCUCAAACAUGGACCCUGGUAGUCCUUAUUCAACGCCCAUCUUAGGAGCCGUGAAAACUGCUGCAAGCGUUCGCCAACAAGUUCUCGAAGAGUUCAACGAUAUCAUUCCCAAAAUUUAUGACAUUGAGUUCUUUCUGGUUACGUUUCCAGACGACCAUAAUAUCUCAAACGCAUCACUCGAUCUCACCGUUACGAUACUUCUCGCAAUCGAGCAAACCAUUGGCUUCUUCAUCAGCAAUCGCUUUGUCCGAGGUGUUAAGGCCAUGGGCAUGGGAGCCAGUUACGAAACCGAUCUGCUCAAAAGCCUCAACACCAUUAAGGCCAAAAGCAAAACACUAUUAGAGGAAGCCGAUAAGUCACAAAUGCACAAAUUUGACCGACAUUCCCAGAUGAUGGAGAGGGGCCAACAACAAGUAAUACAAGGUCAAGCACAUUUACUCAAUACUGUUCGAUCACUACUCAUAGACCACGAGAAGCAAAAGAAAGAGCACUCUUUACAAACAAUCACCACUCUGACCAUCCAAAAUGAAACUCUGCGCAGCAUCUCGCCGAUCCAGAGUAGUAUGUGGCUUCCACCACCUCAUAGGCCAACGCCAGCUCAUGCGUGGUAUCUGAACCAAGAUACUCUGCGUUGGAUGAUGAAAAUCGCGGACGCCGACCUCAUUGAUGUCUCUGUCAUCAACAACAAGAAGGAUUCACUGGCUGCAAAAGACAUUGCACAGGCCGAGCAAAUUGUUCAUACACAGAUAUUCUGCAACUGGAUAGUGUCACCAAACUCUGCAAAAAUGAUGGUUCACUGGGAUCUCCAGCCACCAAAGAUUGUCGCAGGCAUCUCACCCCUCUCUCUCUUUUGCAGUACAAUAACGCAAGGUUUACGAAUCAAACAGCGCAUUUUAUCCGUACUGUGGUUCUGUGGGCGACAUAUUGACCCGAGCGAGGUUGGCGAGCAAGUAGGUGGCCACUGCAUGCUUGCCAGCCUUAUAGAUCAGCUAUUGCGACAACAUACAUUUGACACGAGGUCGCUAUCCAGCAGCUUCAAUAUGGCAAGCUUGCAACAAAACGAUUAUAAUGAAUUGAUGGGCCUAUUUGAAUGGCUUGUGAAAGAAUUGCCCAAUACUACGACACUAUUCUGCAUCAUCGACGGCGUAGCGCUGUUUGAGCGAGAAGAGCAUUGGGGACAAAGUGCCCCGGUAUUUUUAAAGAUGGUCAAUCUGACCAAUGAUCCGACUGUACCAGCUGUAGUUAAAGUUUUGUUCACAAGCACACCGGGGACUGGCAUGGUGAGAGGGGCAUUUGAACAGGAAGAUUUGAUCUUGGAAGUUGGUAACUUACCCAGGUGGGCGUCAGCACCAAGUGAGGAGCGUAUGACUCGAGAGCUUGGUGGCUGA
Molecule: messenger RNA, 1884 nt
Organism: Trichoderma virens Gv29-8
Lineage: Eukaryota; Fungi; Ascomycota; Sordariomycetes; Hypocreales; Hypocreaceae
Exons: 5
Coding region: 1-1884 (627 amino acids)
Source: RefSeq, a predicted model, not a curated record